Molecule: messenger RNA, 1681 nt
Organism: Galleria mellonella (greater wax moth)
Lineage: Eukaryota; Metazoa; Arthropoda; Insecta; Lepidoptera; Pyralidae
Product: formin-J-like
Exons: 3
Coding region: 116-1627 (503 amino acids)
Source: RefSeq, a predicted model, not a curated record
AUGCUUUAGACAGUAUCUUUAAUCUGUGGUCACUGCGGUUCUGUCAUUUGUGUUUUGAUUUGUAUCUAGAAAUGAAUUCUAAUGAAUUUGUCGCCGGCUGAAUUUAAGUACUUAAAUGAGUUAUCAAUUUAAUACUCAAGCGCGGCCGGGCGCGGGCGAGGGGUGCCGCGUGCGGCUGGACCUGCGGCUGGUGUUCAGCGACCGGCGCGCGCGCGUGGUGGUGUGGGCGGCGGCGCGGCGGCGCGCGCGCUGGCUGCUGGCGCGCGCGCGCCGCCUGGGGCUGCGCGGCCCCGCCUGCCUGCUGCGGCGCGGGCACCUGCUGCCGCCGCACGAGCCGCUCGCGCUGCUCGACCGCGACGACGUCGUGCAAGUUAUCCCUUUAUCAAAGGAGCUGCCGAUAGAAUAUGACAGCGAGGAGGAAAGUGAUGUAGAAACUUCCAGAUAUUUAAUUAAUUCAACUACUAAGAAAGAUAAACAAAAGCGACAUCAUUAUGAUUAUGAGAAUUUGGGAGAUUCAGUGGACAAAGAUACGAGAAAUGACAAACAAUGGUGUGACAGUGUUUAUAACGAAAGUUCAAGUAAACCAAUAAAUAAAAGAAAAAGAAAAAUGACGCAAAACGGUAAUGAUAACGAAAAUUUAUGUACUCCGAAUGACGAUAUAACAAAUGAGCGAUCUCACGAUAACGGUGAGCACAGAAAAUCUGCGAGGACGACUAAAAGAAAAAGACGCCAACACGACGAUAUCGUUCAUCCAGAGAGCAUUUCUCCUAACUUAACAAAAACUCAACGUCACAGUGAUGAUAAUAAUAUAUUUUCCGGCGACGUCACUAACUCUACUAAAACGAUACAUUAUGACUACAGUGAUCGAGGGCACAGAGAUUCUAGCGAUCCCGCGAGGGACAUCGUAGAAAAGCGUCGUCAACAUAAUCACGGUAAUGGAAAUCCUACCACCGAGAACGAAUCAAGAUGGCAGCACGUCGACGAGUACACAGGUAAAAAUGUGAGCGAACCCGUCGAAGAUGACCACAGCGAUGGACUACAGAACAACGGCUGGGAAAACAAUAAAAAUAUAGUAGCAGAUUCAGAACCUGACGAUUUCGUUUUAGCUUCGAGUGGAAAUCGCGCCUCGGCCACCCAAAAUGUAACGACCGACGGUUCCCUGCAGACACUGGACGAGAUGAAGCGACACGCAUUAAAAUUGUUGGACUCGUACGAGGGCGACCCGCCAGCGCCGCCAGCGCCGGCGGCUCCGACGGGCCGGCGAAGACGCGUGCGCCGCCGGCGCCGCGCCGCGCCGCUGCCGCCGCCACCGCCGCCACCGCCGCCACCGCCGCCACCGCCGCCACCGCCACUCGCCCCCAGCGCGGCACACAGCACACGUUCCGAGGACGCCGCCGCCGCUCCGGCGAUAUCCGCCACCGCCGCGGCCGCCGACAGUGAUUCCGACGACGGCGCGCCUGCUCCAGCCGCGGGCUCCGUGGCCCACACCGCUGAUGCCGAUGCCGCAGUCGUUCCGGUAGUUCGAAACCGCACUGAGUAUAUCCGCGCACCGCGUAUUGUGAGAUCGCUUUCGCCGCCGUCUCGGGCAUUUAUAUCACCCAUUUCAUUGUUAGAAAAUACACAAUAAUACGAAUUAAUUUAUUUAUUGUAAAAGGUGAUCUAAAUAAAGUAUAAUCGUAAA